AUAAAAUUUGCACUACAAUGACGCCCCAACGACAAAAACAUGGAUUACCAACUGACAGUGAGGGAAAUCUGCAACUGAUUUACCGGUUUUCGGUUACAGUAAAGAUUAGCCAGGAAUGCAUUUACGUGGACAUGCCAGUUUUAAAGAAGCUGUACUCCGACUCAGGACGCUAUGCUUUGUGAUCGUUAUAUUUCAAGUGACAGAUGGAUCCGCAAAAUACGACUUCUUGCUGUGGCCUAACAACACUGUUCCAUACAGUUUCAGCUCCAUUAUGCGCAACGAUACGGCGGAUAGGAAGAUGGUGUUAACGUCCAUGCAGAUCAUCAGCCGUAUGACCGGGAACUGUGUAAAAUUUGUGCAGCGCACAACGGAACCAGACUAUCUUUAUAUUACGAAAGGCGCACAUUGCCUAUCGUAUACCGGACGAACGGGUGGGAAGCAAGCGUUUCCGGUGCAGAGAGCAUGUCUGAAUGAGUACGGAAGUAUUCAACAUGAACUCAUGCACACACUGGGCUUUUAUCAUGAAAAUCAGAGGCCUGAUCGGGACAAAUAUAUACAAAUCAUAUGGAGCAAUAUUAAGCCAGAAGGGUUCAACAAUUUCGCUAUCCGUCAUGAAAUGGAGACCUACGGGCUGCCUUACGACUACUACUCAGUUACGCAUUACAACCCAUUCAACGAGUUUGCUGUUGACAAGAGUAAACCAACUAUGAUCCCAAACGUUAACGGGACACGAUUAGGGCAAAACGAGAAUUUAAGCUCGCUGGAUGUAGCGAAAAUUCAUCAGCGGUACAAAUGUGGUGUAGCCGCAGCAUCCUAUUUUACAGGCGACGAUACUGUUAACGAGAACUCUUCGCUGAAGGAUACUCCUCGCACCAGCAUAGCCUUGCCAGUUGCUUUGGGAACGCUGAUUCCGAUUGCAGCGGCCGUAGUAGUGGCGUUAUGUUGUCUGCGGCUAAAGAACCAUCGUCAAGGACACAGUACCAUGCGCAAGGCUCGCUGGCGUCCUCAUUCGUUCGUGAAGUCUGGAGCAUUGCAUGAUCUGUCUUCCGUUCAUGCUAAUCUGAUUAUGAAUGAUCCUGCGCUCAAGGGUCAUGUUAGUCUUCUGGAGAUUUCCCUGGCUAAAGUGGUGAUCUCAAAUAAUCUUCUGGGCAAAGGGGCAACCGGUAUAGUCUGGAGAGGCACUGCGGACGGCGUCUACGGCCAUCCCGGUAAAGUGGAUGUUGCUGUCAAGAGUGCGAGAAAAAAAUACGAUACCGGCCAAAUCCGCCAGUUAUUACAAGAGAUGAAGGUUAUGACACAAGCCGGCCGUCAUUUGAACAUUGUGAAUUUAUUGGGGGUAGUAACAAAAGGUGACGUAGUCUUGUUGCUGGAGUACGCGCAGUUCGGCUCUUUGCUUAUGUAUCUCCAGUCAUAUAGCACUGAACACGUCUAUAAUCAUGUGGAUGAGAACGGAAAUAUUCUGCCAUACGACGAGGACAAAGCCGAAUGCAUCGAGCAACUUUUGCUUGUUAACGAUCCCUGCUGGGCCGAGCACGGACUGAGCCCUCCUUUUUUGUCAUCCAAAGCCUUGCUCAGUUUUGUGUAUCAAAUUAGCCGUGGCAUGGAAUACCUCGGCACAAAAUCUAUCAUCCACAGAGAUCUCGCGGCGCGUAAUGUCUUGAUUUGUGAUAGAAGCGUGGUGAAGAUAUCCGAUUUCGGAAUGGCGCAAGUCGGUACCGACGAUACUCCGUUUGAUCCUAAGGAGGCUCUACCGGUGCGUUGGAUGCCACCCGAAGCCAUCACUAGCAGGAUAUUUUCCCACAAAUCGGAUGUAUGGUCAUUUGGCGUGACGAUGUGGGAGACGUUUAGUCUGGGCAAAAUUCCAUACGGUGGAAGCGACAUAAUGCGCCGGCCUAUCUCGGAAUUUGUAAUAUCGCUUAGAAACGGUUUACGUUUGGAAAGGCCGGUCUUCUGUCCGAUCGCCAUUUACGGAUGGAUGUCACGCUGUUGGGGAUGCUUACCGGACGACCGCCCCGAUUUUGCUGAACUGACUCAGGCUCUGCGACUGGUUAUUGAUGGUGAUUCCGCCGAGACAUAUCUUCUGCUGGACGAUGUUUACAAUCAGUUUAAUAUGAAUUAUCUGACAAUGUUGGAACAUGCAACGAUGGAUGGCAGCGUCUCCUUACAUUAAUCCGCUAAUUAUUCCGUUAGUACAUUUUCACCGCCGAGCAGUCAGCUCUAUUAUUUAUUUCUUCGUUCCGAUUUUAUACGUUUUUUAUUUCUUCAUGUGAGAACGAAAAUAUUGGCUGACUCUGCAAACUGUGGCCAUUCACGCAUUUCCGCGUUUCUUCCUAUUAACGUUGCUGUAUUGACUGAGUAUGAAACGCCGUUUUCCCUGUAUACAUGUGUAGCAAAUUCACUGUUA
Molecule: messenger RNA, 2404 nt
Organism: Paramacrobiotus metropolitanus
Lineage: Eukaryota; Metazoa; Tardigrada; Eutardigrada; Parachela; Macrobiotidae
Product: fibroblast growth factor receptor 4-like
Exons: 10
Coding region: 116-2170 (684 amino acids)
Biological process (GO): multicellular organism development; cell surface receptor protein tyrosine kinase signaling pathway; positive regulation of kinase activity
Cellular component (GO): signaling receptor complex
Molecular function (GO): metalloendopeptidase activity; zinc ion binding; ATP binding
Source: RefSeq, a predicted model, not a curated record